GGGAGAAAUUGAAUGAGGGGGGACGGAGCGACCAUGAGAGGAGCCUUCACACUAAACUUGGUGGAAGGAAAGACUGAGUUCUGCUCCUUCUUUCUAAGCAUGGCAGCUUAAAGUUCCUGCAGACGGAGACACGGAGGCGCAAACGCGUGGAAAGAUGGAUAGUUUAAGGAGCAGGACGUGCACGAGGACGCAACUGUUUCUUUUAAUGCUGUUGCACUUCAGCACGACGCAGGCUGUGGACCCCGUCGAUGUUCUGCGAGCGCUGGAGCUGUCAGAGGUUAUGGAGGGUGUGUCCUUGGAGGCUGGUCUCUGCAGAAGCAGGAUUGGUGUGGAAGAGGCGGACCUGGCCUACAGGAUAGACAAAAAGAUCCAACUUAGUGCUCCGACCAAGCAGCUCUUCCCUGAUUCACAUUUUCCUGAGGAUUUCUCUUUGAUGACGACAGUGCGUGCCAAGAAGGAUUCCCAGGUCUUCCUGCUGUCAAUCUAUAAUGACCAAGGGGUGCAGCAGCUUGGGCUUGAGGUGGGAUGGUCUCCUGUCUUCCUGUAUGAGGACCAGCAGGGAAACCCCACACCAGAAAUGUACCCCAUUUUCAACAAGAUCAACCUGGCAGAUGGAAACUGGCACAGGAUCGCUUACAGUGUACAUGGCAAGUCUGUGACGCUCUAUUUGGACUGCCAGAGGACACAAACCCUGGAUCUGUUGCGAGGGGAUAACGCGGUGAUCAGCACAGAUGGUGUCAUCGUGUUUGGAACACGGCUGCUGGACGAGGAAGUGUUUGAGGGAGAUAUCCAGCAGCUACUGAUUCUGGAGGACCCCCAGGCAGCAGCUAACUACUGUGUAAACUACAUACCAGACUGCGACUCUGCUUUGGCCUACAACAGUUAUGACGUGAACCACAAAGAGAGCUUCCAACUUCCUUCUGACACCGUGAUCCAAACGGAGGAGCCAGAUGAACCAAAGAGCAGCUCCAGUAAGGAUAAGAAAGGCAAUAAAAACAAAAAGAGGGAACGGGGCUCCAAAGGCAAAGGCAAAGGCAAAGGCAAAGGCAAGAAGGGCUCCAGGAAGAAGAAACCAGAAGAGGAGAAUCUGGAGGAUGAAUUCCUCGGGGUGUCCUCCACGCCGGAUCAGUAUCUAUCCAAAGACCAUUUACUGUCCACAGACCUUACUGCAAUGAAGAGCAGACAAACAUCAGCUGUUCCCAUUGAGGUUUUCGACAAAGUCCUUAUGGAGACACCCACGCAUGGACCUGACUCCACAACUGAGGCCCUCACUGUGACGUCCAGUGCGUCGACUGGUUUGAAGGUUACCGAGGAGGAGGACGCGCCGGUGCAACAGCCGGUGGAGGAGUACGGAGCGGAAGUUUACGCCGAUCUUUAUGCUGAUCUCUCAGUUUCUACAGUAACAGUCGGACCAAAUGUUUCUGACUAUGAGAUGCUCCAGUACGAUGAGAAAAAUGACACAAAUUUUGAGUAUGAGGAGUACGAAACAUAUGAGGAUGACUUUGGGUUUGCCGAACGAGAAGGAGCACAGACGUGGCACAGGGAGGUCGGCGUCAGAGCAGAGAAAGGCCAGAAGGGAGAGCCGGCUGUUAUCGAACCGGGUAUGUUAGUGUCAGGGCCUCCAGGUCUGCCGGGACCAGAGGGUUCUGCUGGCCCACCUGGACCGAUGGGCCCUCCGGGGCCCAGAGGAGAUCCUGGUGAAUUGGGUCCUCCAGGACGUCCAGGUCUUGCAGGGGUUGAUGGGAUACCGGGUCCUCCAGGCACACUUUUGAUGCUACCGUUCCAGAGUGAAAGGGAUUCCCUGAAAGGUCCUGUGGUGUCUCCACAAGAGUCUCAGGCGCACGCGAUCCUGCAGCAGGCGAAGCUGUCACUGACGGGGCCUUCAGGUCCAAUGGGUCUUGCAGGGCGAGCGGGCCCAGUGGGUGUUCCAGGCACCAGUGGAUUAAAAGGGGACAGAGGCGAGACGGGCCCUCCUGGCCCGCGGGGGUUACCCGGCCCUGCUGGAAUUAACGGAAAGCCUGGGAAGAGGGGCCAUGCAGGAAUGGACGGAGGUCGAGGAGCUCCAGGUGAUACUGGCCCUAAGGGUGACAGGGGCUUUGACGGCCUGCCAGGUCUCUCAGGAAACAAGGGGGACAAAGGGGACAGAGGGAAGCCCGGUGUUCACGGGCCUCACGGACAGCCUGGAGAAAAGGGACCUGUAGGACCACAAGGUCCAAGAGGGCAACCAGGAGAACCUGGUCCUCGGGGUCUCGUUGGGCCGAGGGGGCCACAUGGCCCACCUGGACAAACGGGCAUUCGAGGAAGUGAUGGAGAACAAGGGCCAAAGGGCAACAUGGGUUUACUUGGAGAAAUAGGGCCCCCAGGCCAACAGGGAAAUCCAGGAGCACAGGGCUUGUCUGGACCUCAGGGUCCCAUUGGAUUGCCAGGAGAGAAGGGUCCUCAGGGAAAACAAGGCAUGGAGGGACUGCCUGGUAUUGACGGGCCACCUGGCCACCCGGGAAGAGAGGGCCUCGCAGGAGAGAAAGGUGACCAGGGUUUACCCGGGGCACCAGGGCCUGUUGGAUACCCAGGGACCCGCGGAGUUAAGGGUGCAGAUGGAGUUCGAGGACUCAAAGGCAGCAAAGGGGAGAAGGGUGAAGAUGGAUUUCCAGGGUUCAAAGGUGACAUGGGUGCCAAGGGAGACUGGGGUGAUAAUGGACCUCCAGGUCCCCGUGGAGAGGAUGGGCAAGAGGGAUUAAAAGGCCAAGCAGGACUCAUGGGAGAACCUGGAGGCCUUGGGAUAGCCGGUGAGAAGGGUAACCUUGGUGUGCCUGGAUUGCCAGGAUACCUGGGAAGACAAGGGCCAAAGGGUUCACUCGGCUUUCCAGGUCUGGCCGGCGUCCCUGGAGAGAAAGGACGAAGGGGUCCAGCUGGUCAGCCGGGACCCAGUGGUCAGAGAGGCAUGAAUGGACCCAAAGGUGGGAGAGGAGCAAAGGGGCCAACAGGAAAGCCUGGAGAAAAGGGUUCUGCUGGACAAGAAGGACCUCAGGGCUCCCAUGGAGAACAGGGGCCGAGGGGGCCACAGGGAAGAAAUGGUGAACCAGGACCUAAAGGGCCUAAUGGUCCAACUGGAAAAGAUGGAUUACCAGGUCAUCCUGGCCAGCGAGGGGAACCAGGCUUCCAAGGAAAGACCGGACCUCCUGGGCCUCCGGGUGUCGUUGGACCACAGGGCAAAUCUGGCGAGACUGGUCCACCUGGAGAUCGAGGCCACCCAGGCUCACCAGGACCACCUGGAGAGCAUGGUUUACCUGGAACGACUGGAAAGGAGGGUUCCAAGGGAGACCUGGGUCCACCAGGUGCUCCUGGGAAGAGUGGUCCUUCUGGGCUGCAAGGCUUCAGAGGCAGUCGAGGCACUCCUGGUCCGACGGGUCCUGCGGGUCUAAAGGGAGGUGAGGGCCUACGUGGUGUUGCAGGACUGAUUGGUGCCACUGGAGAGAGGGGUCCUGCAGGGCCGGCUGGUGGUAUUGGUCAGCCUGGACGAGCUGGUGUCGCCGGCCCUCCUGGGCCAAUGGGAGAAAAGGGCGAGCCGGGGGAUAAGGGCCCUACAGGGCCGGCUGGGAAUGAUGGGGAACCAGGAUCUAUAGGGUUGCCAGGUCCUGCAGGACCUCCUGGGCCUCCAGGAGAGGAUGGAGACAAGGGAGAGACAGGGGGGACGGGGCAGAAGGGCAGCAAAGGAGACAAAGGAGAAGCUGGACCCCCAGGACCUGUGGGACGUCAAGGACCUGUGGGCCCGCCAGGACAGCCAGGUGCAGAUGGUGACCCAGGGCCACGUGGACAGCAGGGCAUGCAUGGGCCCAAAGGAGAUGAAGGUUUGAGGGGUUUCAAAGGUGGUGAAGGGCCCACUGGACUCCAGGGAAUGCCUGGACUACCUGGAGAGAAAGGGGAGAGUGGUCACGUUGGAUCACUGGGCCCUCCAGGACAGCAUGGUCCACGAGGCCCCCCGGGACCCACUGGUGCAGAGGGCUUUCCUGGAAUGCCUGGUGGAGUCGGUCAGCCUGGACCUGUUGGAGAGAAGGGUGAGGAUGGAGAAGCUGGAGACCCGGGGCCUGCUGGAAAGACCGGUGUCACUGGCGUUAAAGGCGAUGUUGGCGAGAAAGGUGACUCGGGACCUGCUGGUGCAUCAGGUCCUACAGGAGUCCGAGGAACACCGGGCGAUGAUGGACCCAAAGGCAGCCUUGGGCCCAUUGGAUUCCCUGGAGAUGCAGGACCCCCUGGAGAACAUGGUAUCAAUGGGGAAGAUGGUCAACCAGGGCCUAAAGGAGAUAUUGGUGAACCUGGCAAAGCUGGGCCACCGGGAGCUUCUGGGGAACCAGGCCCCACAGGCCCCCCUGGGCGAAGGGGGCACACGGGAGCUGCAGGAAAGGAAGGGAAAGAAGGAAUAAAGGGAGCCAAGGGAACUACAGGUACACAUGGCCCGCCCGGAAAGACAGGCCCAACGGGACCUCAAGGACAGCCAGGGAAGCCUGGUCCAGAAGGUCUACCAGGCAUCCCGGGCCCCGCGGGAGAGCAAGGGUUAAAUGGACCACCAGGACAAUCUGGACCACCAGGGCCAUUGGGUCCACCAGGACUUCCAGGACUAAAAGGAGACCCGGGAUAUAAGGGCGAUAAAGGUCAUGGUGGUUUGCUAGGUUUAAUUGGCCCAACAGGAGAACCUGGGGAGAAGGGAGACCAAGGUCUCCCAGGAAGCCAGGGUUUGCAAGGAACUAAAGGAGACGAGGGUGUGGCUGGCUCUCCUGGUCCAAGAGGCCCACCGGGACCACCUGGACUGACGGGUGCAGUUGGUGAGAAAGGAUCCAAGGGAGACCCAGGUAUCAUUGGUCCCAAAGGAGAUCCAGGUCCCGCUGGCCCCCCUGGACCACCAGGACUUCCUGCAACAUUCAUCCAGCCACUGCCCAUCAGAGAGGGCAGGAGGAAGAGGAGGGGGCACUCUGAUAGGGAUGAAGAAGCAGCACCAACCAGGGAGCAAGAUUUGGAACUGGACAUGGAAGAGUUUGGUCAGGCAGACCAACCUCUAGAAGAUCCAGAAGGAAUGGAAGAAGUCUUUGCUUCACUUAUUUCAAUGAAAACUGAGGUGGAGCUGAUGAGGAGGCCACUGGGAACCUUUGAGAGCCCUGCACGCACCUGCAAAGAGCUCCUGAUGGUCCAGCCUGACUACAAAGAUGGAGACUACUGGAUUGAUCCUAACCAAGGUUGUAACCGGGACUCCAUCAAAGUCUACUGUAACUUCACUGCUGACGGAGAGACCUGUCUCUACCCAGACAGCAGGAUUGAGAUGGUGAAAUUAGCAGCAUGGAGCAAAGAGAAGCCUGGCAGCUGGUUCAGCCAGUACAGGAAAGGGAAGCAGUUCUCCUACAAUGACAGGGAUGGGAACCCUGUGCACGUGGUACAGCUGACCUUUCUGAAACUUCUCAGUGCCACGGCCAAGCAGAGCUUCACCUACACCUGCCAAAACUCUGCAGGUUGGUUUGACAACACGUCAAACUCCUACCAACACGCCCUGCGCUUCAGAGGCAGCAAUGACGAGGAGCUGACACAAGCCAAAAGCCCCUUCAUUACAGCAGUGCACGAUGGAUGCCAGUCACGGAGCGGUCAGGAAAGGACUGUCCUAGAAAUCGAGCCCCCUUCAGCGGAGUUGCUUCCUCUCAUAGAUGUGGCUCCAGUAGACUUUGGCAACAACAACCAAAAGUUUGGAUUCCAAGUUGGACGUGUGUGCUUCAACGGUUAACAUUGAGCCAAAUACAAACAAAGACCUGUGACAUCAAGGUUUUUUUUAAACCAAAAAAAAUUGACUUUUUUAUCACUGCCCAAACUGAUAUUUAUUAUAUUCCUGUAUGUGGUGGGUUUGUGGUCUUUUAAAACUCUUCAGCAGCCAAUUAAAUUGAUUCUAUGACUUUAAAACCAUAAGAGGAAUAACCAAAAGGAAAUAUUCCAGUUUGAUAUAUUUAAUUUGAAGAAGGUUUGCUUCCUUUUCUUCCUGCUCCAGCGUGCUGUUCUACAAGUAUGAAGAGCAUACCACUUAAACAUACCAGAUGGUUCAGGAAUGGAGUCUGUCAUCAAUCAGCUGAGUGCAACUUGCCUGAAAAGUAUUUGCAACCUCAUUUAACAAGGUCAUUUAUCGUGGCUCAGGCCAAAAACAGAGAGAUGGAGAGAAAAAAGAAACUGUCUGUCUUUCUCAUUUUGCAUGCUCCAGUUUCACUAUAAUGACAACUGCAUUGGAAACUAGUGUAGCACAUUAAUUCCACACAAGCACCAAAAUUAAUUUCCUGUGUCCAGGAGUGAUAAAUUGUCCUUUUUACCCUUCAACUGUAGUUUGCUCAGUGAAUUAACUUGAUUGCUAUUCAACAGACAUAGCUACUUAUUGAACGCUACACUUACUUGAAGGGAUAAGGCUGUUUUCUUUAUUGGAGUGCUUCCCUCCACAGGCUUGAUAAUAGGCUUUUGCAGCCCAGUGUUUCCACAGGCGGGUGCUCUUAAGUGUCUACUGCGAUAUAUACUGUACCUG
Molecule: messenger RNA, 6541 nt
Organism: Thalassophryne amazonica
Lineage: Eukaryota; Metazoa; Chordata; Actinopteri; Batrachoidiformes; Batrachoididae
Gene: col5a3a
Product: collagen, type V, alpha 3a
Exons: 67
Coding region: 155-5764 (1869 amino acids)
Molecular function (GO): extracellular matrix structural constituent
Source: RefSeq, a predicted model, not a curated record